AUGUCGGCCGGGCUGGGCCUCGAUGAGUACGAGGUCAGCCGGAAGCCAGGCCUGUCUUUGGAGGGAUGGCUGGCAUGGAGAGGGAAGGAAGGAAGCCGUCCCGCCCAAAGGAAGGGGGAUACGGCGGGGACAACGGGAAAGUUUGAAGCAGAGCUUUGGCGGAGCACCAUGGAAAGGAUUUAUGGAGAAGAUUGGCGAGCUGAGCUGGAUGCGAAGGAGCUUGCUGAACUGGCCGCCUCCUCAGAUGAUGGUGAUGAAGAUGAGGAAGAGGAAGAAUUGAUGCCAGAGGCUCCGAUGCCAGGAGCAGCGCCGAAGGCUUUUCCUCAGGCGGCAGCGGUGCAGCGCUCUUCGUCGCCCGCUGCGUCUAGGAUGAGCUCCUCCGUGGGAGACGAAGGAGACGUGGUUGCUCGGUUGAAGGCUAGGCUUGAGACACCCUUUGUUCCUCAACUUGAGGACUUGGAAAGCUACUCUAGCCGGGUGCAGCGAAUCGGGGAAGCUUUGAGUCAGCUGAACUCUCCGGUCCCUGAAGGGGAAAUGGAGAAGACGUUGUUUAGAGCUGAGGUGACCGGGGAGCUCGAAGGAGCCUCGGACCCCCUGAGGCACCUGAAGGCUGCGGUGUCGAGUGCUCCGAGCAAGCCUGCCUGCCCUGUCUCUUUGGAGUUACGCGGCGGCGGUGGUUCCGGGUCAGGGGACCCGCUGGCCGACUUGCUUACAAAGCAGACGGAACUGUUGAAGCUGGCGCUUGAGAAGAAGCCGCCAAAACGUUCGACAAUCCAGGUGACGCCGAAGGUGCAAUGGCCGGUGCUGGAUGAUGAUUGCUCGGACUUUAGGUCUGUGCAAGAGUUUUACGACCAGUUUGAGGCGACAAUAGCGUUGGCCAAUGAUGGCAGCACUUACGAGCUGAUCUACAAGAGACACCUCAACGACGGCCUCCUCAAGAGGGACCCUGGAGCUGUGUACUCCGCGGUGAAGCAGAAGCAUCUGCUUUUCGCGGAGACAAGGGAGGAGAAGGAGCUCCGAGUCCUGGAUGAUUGGGAGAGGCUUCACAAAGGGCGCUUGUCAGCGCACCAGUGGGAAGUGUUGUGGGAGGAGAAGCUCGGAGAAAGAGAAGCUGUGGGCCUAGGCAUGACUGCCCGAGAAAACCUGAUCCAGUACCUGAGGAAGAUCGGGGACCAGUUGUCACGAGAGGUUCGCAAGGACAAGCGUUACCGAGAAGGUGCGACUGGAGCGCGAGAGUUUCGCGGUGUGGCGACGUGGGAAGAGGCGCAUGAAGUAGUGAAAGAGUAUGAGGCUAUGAAUGCAGGGCAGAGAGCUCUCCAGAACUCCUCCUUGUCAGUGGGAGGUCCUCAGGAUGCGAGUUCGCCCGGGGACUCCGCUGACAAGAGAAAGAAGAAGAAGAAAAAGGGAGAAGGAGAAGCUGACAGCAGCAUGCCUCUGGAUGCUAAUGCAAAGAAGAAGAAGAAAGUUUGCCUCUUGAUGCGCGACCACGGGAGUUGCAAGCACGGAGACCGGUGUGAGUACAGCCACGAAAAGAGCCUUGUUGAAGCUGAAAGGAAGAAGAAGAAGGAAGCCGACAAGGCUAAAGGGAACGACAGCGCUGCCGCGAGUUCUUCCAAAGGUAAGGGAAAGAAGGACAAGGACAAAGACAAAGACAAGAAGGGCAAAGGAAAGGGUGACCGAAAGGAGGCUUGCAAGUUUUGGCUGACAGUUCGAGGGUGUGACAAAGGGGAUGCCUGCCCGCACAAGCAUGACAAGGGAGCCAAGCAGAGGUUCCUGGCGGAGAUUGCUAAGGCAAAGGGUACAGGCGUCCCUGGAGUGCAGCUUGCCACGACCGACGGGCCUAGUGGUGUGGGUGCCUCGGCCAUGGCGUGCGAGAACCCGUUUGUCUGUUUCGAGUCUGCGCCGUUGGAGGGCGGGCUGCAGUGGAGCGUUCCUGCCCCUGCGGCCGCCGACUCCAUCGCGCGUGCGCAGCCUUCGCCUGCUCCGAAGGAAAAGAACAAGAAGAAAGAGAAAGCGAAGGCGGGAAGCGACGUUGCGAAGGAGGACUUCAACGGCAUAGACGACUUGCCGAAGAGUUGGUUUGUUGACACGCCUAACUCUCGGGGCGGCUACCAGUACAAGACGGAGGUCGAGAUCUUCGGAAGGAAAGUGGCCUGCAUGCUGGACACCUGCGCAGGAUGUAACUCGGUGACUGAAGAAAUGGUCGUUGGAAUGAUCAGGGUUGCCUUGAAAGCUGGAGUUCGCCCGAGCAGCACGGAGUUUCCCGUGGCAGCUCUGGAGCGAUGGGAGGUCCCAGAGGUGGUGAACGGCCUGGCGAAAGACUCGCCGCUUCCGCUGAAAGGAGGCUGGUUGAUCCUAGGAGGAAGGGCCUUGGACUCGGCAGACCGGGGAGGCCUGGGCUUCCACCCAGGAGCUACUGCGCACGUGUUGGAAGGUGUGGACAUCCACCUGCCGCACAUGGAGGAGACGGAGUCUUUUACGGACAAAGCGUAUCCUUAUGUGGCGCAGAUGGUGACGCACUACGACCAGGUCUGGAGUGCGUGCCCAGAGGAAAGGAAGGAGAGUGCGAGCGAGGAGCCUGGCCCGAAAGGGCUGGGCCUCAUCGCCUCGCAGAGCCUGUCCGUGCAUGCUGGGGACGUUGGGACUUGGGCGGAGGCUGCUCCGGGGCUUUGGCCGUUGGGCUCUGAGAAAGGCUUCGUGUUCCUGGAAGCUGCGAAAGAACAUGGGUUCGAGGUAGAAGCAGGCAUGCCGGUUGCGAUGGUCUCUCCGAGGGUCGCAGUGCAAACGGCGUGCAGUGUCUGCGGAGCAGUGACUGCUGAAGCCUGGACGUAUCCGGAGCUUUGCCCUCAUGGCAAGGCACUGCGGGAGCGAAGCGGUCAAGCUGGUGAAGGGGGAAUGCCCGCAAUGCGCGGCGGCCACUGGUGCAGCGAGUUCGCGCCCGGGGCGCCCGCGCGGCGGGGCAGCCCUCGCUUUCGCAGCGCUUUGGACGAUGAUUUCGUGGCUUACUCCGGAAGAUCCCUGCCGACGGACGAGUACUACUCGUUGCUCCGUGCGGACAUGGGAGCGAGGCACCCUAAGGUCGACCCUCACCUGCUGGAUCACUUGGAGACCUUGGAAGCUUUCUUGGAUACGUCCAUAAUGGCCGGUGUGAGCUUUGGGAUUGAGAAGGCUAAGAUAGCAGUGAUCGAAGGAGAACUGCUUGGUCAUGUGGUUGGCAGGCGUGGUGCGCCGGUCCAGAAAGAAAAGACGCACGCGAUAGUGAGGUUUCCGCCGCUGAAAGAGAAGGUUCAGGUGCAGCAGUUCUUGGGCUGCACUAACUUUCUUCGGUAUUACCUCCAACCCCAAUAUGCGCAUUGCGCCAAGAUUCUUGGCGAGUACGUCAAAGGGAAGGAAUUCCCUGAGGCGGGCUUGGGGCCUGGAGAAUCUUUGGGAGAUCUCGCUGUGCGCGCUAUCAAAUUGAUGGCGAAGCGCACAAUAGAAUUGUCUGUGGUGGAUGAGAUCGCCGCGAUCUGUGGUCAACGACCGUUGGAACAGAUUGCAGACAGUUCUGGAUACGCUGUGGGUGGAGUGGCAGUGCAGAUGCGGGAGGACCUGUGUGGAUUCAAUGUAUUGUGCACGCACUCCAAGGGGCUUACCCCACCCCAACAAGCGUGGGCGCCACUGAGCUUAGAGACAUAUGCUCAACUGGAAGUCCGUCGGGCGGUGAAGGGUAUGCUGGGCCCCUUGAGGUGCAUCAUGUGGACCGACCACAGUAACCUUACUCGCCUUCAGACAAGCGAGGAGAUCCAGCCAAAACACCUGAGAUGGCUUUCGGAGCUCCUGGCUGACGGCUCGACCUUGAGAAGUUUGAGUGGGAGGUCGGCCCGGCUUGCGGAUGGGUUGUCGAGGAAUCCUCCCGAGCGGGACGAACUCCUGCAGCAGAGAACGAAAGACCUUCAAGGACUCAUUGGCCAACUCCGAGGAUUUUCCUUGGAAGAGUUUCUUGGGGAGGAAGUCGGGGAAAGUGAUCCCUUGGUCUCUGCUGAGCGAGCGUCCGGGGUCCUUGGAUCGUUCCGACCAGGGGCUGUGCCUGUCCUGAAGGUGUUGUAUGUGCCAGACUACUGCACGGAAGGAGAAAUCUCGCUGGAAGAACCCCCGUUUGAGGAUAUCGACGGGACUGGCCUGCAUUUUGAGCGGCAGGGCAAGGCCCGGCUGACGGGCCGGAAGCUGGCCAAUGCGGUCAGGGUGGACCUGUUUACCUCAGUUGCCAAGCUUUUGCGUGAGCUGGCGACUCACCGACCAGCGGUGGUGGUGGGAAGAGAUGAGAGCCGAGCGGUUGCUGCGGCUUGGGGAGCAGUUAAGCUAGCCGUGGUUGAAGUGCCGCGGUUGAGCCGAGCGAAACCUGGAUGGACGGUCCUGAAAGAAGGAUGUCCUGAGUUUAAGCUUGAGUCCCCUAUUGAGCCGUGGCCAGUGGAAGCUGUGCUGCCCAAAGGCACCCCGAACGUGGUGGAACUCAAGUCGGCCUGCGAAGAACUGAAGGUGUCAGUGGCUGAGAAGAUGGGAACUACGGCCUGGGGUCCUUGGUUGGAACGAGAGACGAAGGAAGCUUGGGAGCAUAGUGGAGUCUGCGCUUGUGGGCGCAGGACCGCGCUGUUCGGCCAGUGCAUGAAGUGCAGUGCUGAGGAUCUGAGCGAAGACCGAGCCUCAAUAACACCCGAAGCGGGAUUCGUUCCUGGCGUCGAGGUGUUGGCCGGUGGGUCGUCAGAAACCCCUCGAGUCGAGCUCUGCCGAGGCGAGCUCCAGGCGUGGCUUCUAAGCGGUGAUCGGAAGAAUCUGUUGAAAGGAAUGGUUUUGGUCGAGGUCCGCUGGAAGCGAGGGGAAAGGCUGUUGGUGGAUAAGCCAGAUGGCUGGAGAAACCGAACCGGAGUGACUGUGUACACUUUGGACGGGAAACUCCCUCUGGAGCUGUGUCACGUAGUGAGUCCGAAGUGGCCUCUGGACCUUACCCAGCAGUGGCGAAGGAAACCUGGGGACCAGUUCUGGGUCCAGCGCUGGACGGUCGUGGAAAAGACUUUGCACGAAAUUGCCCAGUACGCGAGAGAUCGUGGAGGCUUGGACGAAGCCGGCCGCGACUGCAAAGAGGCUUUGGAAAGCUUCUUCGCGUUCGCCGGCCACUACGCCCGCGGGCUAGUGGUGGUUUGGGAGCAAUUGCCCGAGCGGUUCCGAAAGGGAGCCGAGAGCAACGUGCUAUGGUUUGAAGAAAGACCGGAAGGAGGAUGGACUUGGAAGUUUGAGAAGGUCGGCCCGGGGCACCAACCGAGAAUCGAAGGAAGGAUUUAUUUGGUGCUGGGAGCGGAAACGCGCGACCGGGAACGGCUGUUGCUGGUUCCCGGGUCGCCGCCGAUCCCUUAUAGUUUCCAUAAAGCAGGAGACGCCCCGAGGGGCUCGAGAGGGUUUCCCUCCGAGUCCUCGGAGGCUGAGGACAAAGCAGCCAGGGUGCCGGAGCGUUGGCUGGAGAGCGCAUUCGAGCACCGUGAAGGGCUCCAGGUCCCGUUCCAAAGGAAUUGCCAUAGACCAUGCUCUCUCCAGAUCUCGCGGAGCGAUCCCCGCUUGCGUGGGCGUCGUGGCAAGAAGAAACUCUACCACGGGGAGGAGCUCGCUCCAUUCAUGGGGGUAAGCCCCACAAACGUCAUGAAGCAGAACUCCGAGCAACUUCUGCGAUUCUUGGUGAAGCCACUCGCAAGACCCGAGGCACUUCGAGAACGCGCGGCGAACUUCCUGCUUGGUGAGGUCGGCUCCCACCUUGAAGUCUGUUCGGUCCUGCAGUUCGCCCCGGGUCUUCUCUCUCGCCCGGGCUGGGAGCCGGUGUCGGAAUAUGCGGCGCGGCUGUUCAGGCGCUACAGGGAGCUCCGCGUAAAGGUUUUGAACCACAGAGCCAGCGAAUCGGCUAAAAGAGCCUCCCUGCUCAACCGCUUCCGAGUGUCCAAACAGCUCGCGGUGGGUGACGUGGUGGUCCUCCGAGACCCCCGCACCACCCGAGCUGGGGGGCGGACUCCUUGGCGUAAGCAGUUGACAGGGCCUUACACGGUGGUACAAAUUUCGCCUAGCGGGAACAAGCUGGAGUUGAAAGAUGAAGCUACCGGGAAGAUCCAAGAAGCCAACGUGGAAAAUGUGGUGCUUCUUCCUCCAGGGUACAAGAGUUGGGAAGCAACGGGCGAUUCCGAGAAGCCGGAGUCGCGUCCUAUGAGGUUUCGGGAGCAGGAAGAGAUACCUGCCGCGGAGGUGGUCGAGCCUGGGGCUGUUUCAGCCCAGGAGACGCUUUCGGUCCAGAGAGUCAUCAUGAAGGUCGAGCUGCUGAAGCAUGGGGUGUUAAACCACGCUGCAGCUCGGCGUUUGGACAGUGCCGGAUAUAAGUUCGCUCGGCAAAGCGUGGAGCAGCAAGCUCUGAGCUUGAGUUUGAAGGAGAUGCAGCAGGAGGAGUGGUGGAAGGAGGUGCUUCAGCCCUCCGCCAUCCUCCUGGGAGAGUCUGACAGCAAAGAGGUGAAUCUUACGGACCCCAAGGGAGUCGUUUCGGAGUUCGAGAUUCCGGGAAAGGCGCUGACGACUGCCGAGUUGGAGCAGUUGGCUAAAGAAGCUACCGUGAAGUGGAGCAAAGCCGGGAAAGCCAAAUCCUGGGAUGAGAUUCGAGCCCCCUUGGAAGUGUACCGGUUCGGCGGGGUACAGCUUACGGAGCACCCUCGGAGAACCGAGGAAUAUGGCGCGAAGGUGGUUGAUGGGUGUGACCUCAAGCACCUUAAGGUCGAAGAGGCAGCGGCGGUACGAGAGGUCCUUAGCCGAAAGGCGGGAGCCUUCUGGCUGCCUGGAAGCCCGCGGACCACAAUCCUCCACAUGCAGCACGAUAUUGUUCCUUCGCGCUCCCCGGUGAAGACGCCUCCGCAUAGUUGA
Molecule: messenger RNA, 6924 nt
Organism: Symbiodinium necroappetens
Lineage: Eukaryota; Dinophyceae; Suessiales; Symbiodiniaceae
Source: the annotation of a GenBank genome assembly